Phanerochaete carnosa HHB-10118-sp is the source of this 953-nucleotide messenger RNA. RefSeq lists its product as uncharacterized. The transcript is spliced from 3 exons. The coding region runs from base 306 to 953 and encodes 215 amino acids. Lineage: Eukaryota; Fungi; Basidiomycota; Agaricomycetes; Polyporales; Phanerochaetaceae. The record is from RefSeq and is a predicted model, not a curated record.
UUUAGGCUCUUGUGUUUUUGCCCAUGUCCAUCUGUCCAGGUGGCGGUGCCGGGCGACAUGUCAUUAAGCCAAAAUGCUCCCUCUCCUCGCUUGCCGAGUCAGACGCCGGCGAUGCAUCAAUUGGCCGUCCAGAAGACCAACGUUAAAGCGCGACUGCCCCCUUUUCCGUCCGUAGGCUCGUACCUGGAACUAAAACCGGUGUCCCACCCCACGGCUGCGCUACGCCUCUCGCCCGACUUCUCAUCACCUAUAAAACCCGUUACGUAUCCCGCCCUCCCCCACUCUUCCAACCUUCCUCGCCCAAAAUGCCCGCCCCUCAGACCAUCCACUCCUCCGGCUUCGAGCCCAGCCUGAAGGCCAACUUCGCUCAUGUCAACCUCAUGGUAGACAGCUUUAUCGCGAAUGCCGAACCUGACGACCUGCGCGCCAUCCUGCGCACGAUGCUCAGCAGCUGUCCACCGAGCACGGCCUCCGCCUUCACCGCCGCCGCACGCAAGCGGCUCGAGCGGCUCGCGCAGACGAGCUCAAGACACCCAACACCAACGACGACCGCGCCCUCGACGCUGUUCGCGACGUACCCCGACGGCGGCGCGACGCCCUCGCCCUCGCUCGACGGCACGCUCCGGCGCGCACGCGCCCUGUACGGCGCCGGCAUGGGCUUCGCGAGCCUCGCCGCCCUCACCGCGAUCGCCCGCGGCACCCUCGGGCUCCGCUGGGCCCCCGACGGCCCGAUGGCAGACACGCUCGCCGCCGUCGACGCGGACAUCGCGCAGGCGCUCCAGAGCGCGCGCGAGGAGUACGGCGCGGGGCGCGUGGCCGACCUCGACGCGGCGCGUGCCACCCUGCGCGAGCUCGAGGAGACCCUGGCCGCGAGCCAGGACGACGCGGUGCGGUGGGGAGGCGAGUUCCCGUUCGAACGCGCCUUGGUCGACGUCCAGCAUUGGAAAUUGUAG